GUACACCAGGCGUUCUCCAAAGUCGUUCCCAACGCAGAGUUCUAGAUCCGGAGGAUGUUUGUGGUCAGUAGGGGCCAGACUUGAGGUUUGGAUGGAGAUUUGCAUUCCUCGCCAACAUCGAUCGAGGACUGUGAUCAAGGACGAAUUCCAGAUAAUGUUGGCUCAGGGGAUGCUCGAAGAGUGUAGCUCUCAACAUCCAGAAACACAUAAAGACGAACCGUUCCUUGCAGAUACAGAAACCAUCCUCAGCAACUCCAGCUCCAGGCAUCCAACCUUACUCUCGCUCUUCAUCUCUCGUCCUCCUCGGCAUCUCUUCCCCCUUCUCAGUCUCUGUUCCUCGCUCACUACAACAAAUCCAUCAAGAUGAAGCUCCUCGCUACUUUCACACUCUUUGGCGCAUUGGUCGCGGCCGCACCUGUUGCCGAUCCGAUCGAAGCACGUGCUACUACCAGCAGCGCAGUGAAGACUAGCAGCGCAGCAGCCACUAUCAAGACCAGCAGUGCCGUCGCAGCGGUGACCUCGAAGACCAGCAGUGCCGCUGCAGUGGUAUCUUCCAAGGCCAGCAGCGUCGUCGUGGUAGCCUCUUCCAAAGCAAGCAGCGUAGUCGUCGCAGUCUCUUCCAAGGCAAGCAGCGUAGUUGUUGCGGUCUCCUCGAAAGCCAGCAGCGCAGUCGUCACCACGUCCACGGCUGCACCGUUGCUCGGUGUCAAUGUAGGCGGGUCCUCCUCGCCCCUCGUGGGAGUGAAGCUCUCGUCCUCGACAUUGCUUGCCGUUGUAGUUGGCUCAGGAUCUACAUCUACCACGGCUGCGGCCUCCACGAUUACUGCUGCGCCCACUGGCACUGCAGCUACAGCUUCCACAGCUCUUCCGUCCACGUUCUCUGCACCAGUCCAAGGACAAGGUGUCCUAUCGCUUAACAACCUUCCUGCGAUGCCAGGCGUGAUCGACAAAACCUUCUCCGGUGUUCUCGGUGCUGCCUAUGGUCUAAUGUCCGGUGCAUGCGAUUCAUCGUACCGUUGCAACAUUACCGUUGCCGGUUCGAUUUCAAACCUUCUUGUCGAUGGCAACAACUACCAGACAGCCAGCAGUGUGGCAGCUUGGUGCGAUGGAGGACGCUGUUAUGGUGCUGCCACUGUUCCAGUGACGGCCACCGCUCCGUUCAUCAUUACUUGUGAUCAGCUUAGCGGUACGCAAGCCUGCUCUGCUACGAUCUCCGGGGCAGCAAACGCAAUCUUUACGAACGGACAGUCUGUCGAACUUUGGGGCUGGGCUACACCCGCCGGAUACUGUCAAAAUGGCGUAUGCACUGCGUCUAUUACAGCCGUUGGUGACCCAAUGUACUAGAUUCUGAGAGUGAGAAGAAUGAGUGAGUAGGGCCGACACAAGGGAGAUACAUAAUGCCAAGGAGGACGAGAGAUAUCGAGUAAUAAGCUUGUUUGGAUGCUAGUUUACUUCUUUUCCUAUAGAUGACAGCAUGAG
Molecule: messenger RNA, 1479 nt
Organism: Alternaria alternata
Lineage: Eukaryota; Fungi; Ascomycota; Dothideomycetes; Pleosporales; Pleosporaceae
Exons: 3
Coding region: 364-1344 (326 amino acids)
Source: RefSeq, a predicted model, not a curated record